Molecule: messenger RNA, 1644 nt
Organism: Insectozyma verbasci
Lineage: Eukaryota; Fungi; Ascomycota; Pichiomycetes; Serinales; Debaryomycetaceae
Source: the annotation of a GenBank genome assembly
AUGCUUAUUAAUAGAACACUACAGUAUGCUAUUGGUUAUUCCACAUUAUCUAUUGGUUUAUUAAGUUGGUCGAUUUAUGAUUCAUUAUCUAAGUCUUUUAAUUCUACCAUGCUACUAGUUGAAUUAACAGAUGGUAUAAAAUUAGGUAUAUUAAUUAAUUUCAUUGUAUUUUCAUAUCUUGUUAUAUUUAAACUAUUACAAAUAUUAAUAUUUGGAUCACUUAGAAUUAUUGAAUUAGAACAUAUAGUUGAAAGAUUACCAUUAUUUGCAAUUAACUUAUUUUUAAAUCUAGCAACUGGGGAGAAUAAUAUAAUCUUAAAUGUAUUUCUAAUUGGAAUGGCAAUGAUAUUUAAAGUAUUUCAUAUUAUUAUGAUUGAUCGAUUAGAUUUUUUAAAUUUAGUCAUUAUAAAUAAAUUAAAUGAUGGAGAAAUGUCAUUAUCUCAAGUUCUAAAAUAUUUUGCCAGUUCAAUUAAUUUUUGGUUAAAUAUUGUUUUUAUAAUCUUUGAUUUUUAUAUCGCUGAAUUUUUAGUAUAUGAUGUAUUUCAAGGAAUUAAUUCAAUUAGUUGUUUAUUAUUUGGUUUUCAAUUUGCUGUUCAAGGAGUUGAAGCAUUAACUUAUUUUGCAAAAUUAUUACUUGGAAUUUAUGAAAUUAUAUUUUAUAGAAUUAGAAAAGGAGAAAGAAGAAAUGAGGAAGAAGAGGAAAAUGGUGUCAAUUAUGAUUCUGAUGAUGAAAUUGAAAUUAUAUGGGAAAAUAAACCAUAUUAUUCAAAAGGAAUUGAAAUUAUUUCAGCAAUCUUAACAUCUAUUUCAUAUAUGUGUUUUAUCUAUUUAUUAACUAUUCAUUCUGGUUUAUCUUUACCACUUUCAAUGUUACAAGGUACUUAUUCAUCAUUAAGAAAAGCAUGGAUUCAAAUAUCUCAAUUAUUACAAUUUAUUGAAUCUUCAAAAAGACUAGAUUCUCAAUUAUUAAAUGCAACAAGUGAAGAUUUAAUAAAUCUGGAUAAUCUAUGUAUUAUAUGCCGUGAAGAUAUGCAUUCAAUUGAAGAAUAUAUGAGAAUUUUUAAAAAAUUACAAUCACCAAGAAAAUUAGCCAAAAAAUUGCAAUGUGGACAUAUUUUACACAUGGGUUGUUUAAAAGAAUGGUUAGAAAGAUCAGAUAGUUGUCCAUUAUGUAGACGUAAAGUAUUUGGAAAUGAUCUAAAUUCUGAAAAUGUUCAGGUUCAAGAUCCAAUGACUAAUGCUCAUCCUGGUGAUGAAAGAAUACCCGGUGAACAAGAAGAAGAAAAUAAUGUAAAUAUUGUUGCUCCUGGUGAACAACAGCAAUUUCAAAGAGGUUUAAGAGAAAUUGGUAAUUCUUUGGAAAAUAUAUCAAAUCAAAAUAACGCUCAAGACAAUCAAAGUACUACACCUACACCGACUGAAAAUACAGAAGGAAGUUCGUCAAAUCAAUAUCAAACUAUUAAACUACCUAGUUCUGCAUUAUUACCGCCAGAUUGGAUUAUUUUACCAUUGGAAAAAUCUCAAGAUCAAAACAUAGAUUAUAAAGUUAAAAUUUCAAAUUAUCAUCAAGCAGAUUUGAAAUUUAUAAAUAAAGAACCAAGUAGAGAUAUUCAAGUGUAUAAUACUCCCGAAAGAUUGUCAUAA